GGUCCUGUCUGGGGCUGGGGCUGGGACUGGGGCAGGGUCAUUGAAGGGAUGUUCGGUUAUUUCCCCGCUGCUGAAUACGGUGGGGGUGACAGAUGAGAGGACGUAAAUCAAACUACUCGGGGGUUAACUCUGCUGCAGGGCCGAGGAGCCCCUCACCAAGGUCUGAGUUGAGCUUGGUUUUGGGUCGGAUGUGACGUGAGUUGCAAAGUGAAAGUACACUGAACGUUUCUCGUUUGCAGCGGCCGGUGGAUUUGUGAGGCCGCCGCCGAUAAUUCUGUCGGGAUUCGAAUCUCCAGAAUAGGCUUCAGCCAUUCAGUGAGCAGAUGGAGGCCUGGGCACUGAUCCUGAUCCUCCUCGGGAUUAAUUCCAGUCUGGCAGGUGCCUCAGAUGAAUUUGUGGUUACAGCUCCACUAAAGCCCAUUGUGGCUUUUGUUGGGAAGGAUGUCAUCCUGGAUUGCCAGCUAGUGCCAGGCCGCCUCCCAAACAACAUGGAGUUGCGCUGGAUCAAUGUAGCACUGUCCUACACGUCACCUGUCCACGUGUACAAGGGGGGAGCAGAUGACCUGACUCAGCAAGCUCCUGCCUACCAGGGCAGGACCCAGCUGUUCCCUGACCUGAUCCCAAAGGGCAACCUCUCCCUCAAGCUGAAGGAUGUGCGGGUGACCGACGAUGGACAGUAUAAGUGCUUUGUAGCGUCCCAACUUGCCCAAAACGAGAUCAAGAUGACCUUGAAAGUAACAGGCACAGGGAACCAACCUUGGAUUGAGAUGAUGGGCUAUACGAGAAACGGCAUCAGCCUGGGUUGUAGAUCGGAGGGAUGGUUCCCAAAACCGCUUGUCCAGUGGAUGGAUGGGAAUGGAGUCAAUGUGAUGGUGAAGCCAAAAACCACACACCAUAAGGAUUCCCGGCAAUUGUUUAAAGUUCAGAGCACCAUUGAGGUCUCCCAGGACUCCAUGAACACCUACUCCUGUCGGGUUUUCAACGUGGCCCUGAAUGAGUCUAUGCAAGCUGGCAUCCAUAUCUCAGAUAGCUUCUUCCCUCACCCCUCGGGCUGGCUGGUGGCGUUCUGGAUCCUGGUGGUCUUGGUGUUUGCAGCACUUGGUUUGGCUUACUUCUACCAUCGCAAAAUGAUGGAGCGCAUUGCCGCUGUGAAGAAAUCUGCAGGUGCUCUAGAGAAUGAUGCACUGAGAGAUAGAAUUGAUGAACAGCAAAAGUUUGCAGAACAAGAGUAUGAAAGGCUGCGCAAGGAGAAAGAGAAAACAGUACAAAUGGCGAGAUCAGAGCUCGAGAAACUUCGCCAGGAAUUUGCAGAGGAGAGGCUUGCCAUCAGAACAGAGCAUGAGAGGCAGGAGAAGAUUUUUGCUGAUGAGAGGGAUGCUGUAUCAGAAGAGUACAAGAAGCUCAAGGCUGAAUUUGAGCAAUGGAGACCCCUUGUCAAGUCAGAAUGGGACAGGAUACGAAGUCAUGCAGUUGCUGUGUAUCCAGAUCCUAAGACUGCAAGUGGAAGUCUGGAGGUGUCUUCAUCGAGGAUCAGUGCGAGAGUUGGAGAGCCAGUGACUGUUCCCGAACUCCCGGAACGAUUUGACUCAGUCCCAUAUGUGCUGGGGAUGGAGGGGUUCGUGACAGGUGCAUACUUCUGGGAGGUGGAGGUAGCCUCAAAGGGUUAUUGGGACAUUGGUGUUGCCAGUGAAUCUGUCCAGCGGAAGGGUAUGCCCAACCUGUCCUCCAACAACGGCUUCUGGACAUUUGGACGGGACGGGGAGCCAUACGCAGUGAGCGACAAGACUCACUCCAGUGUCACAGUGACAACCAGGCCAACAAAGAUUGGAGUUUUCCUGGACAUGCAGGCUGGGAAGGUGUCCUUCUACAAUGCUGACACUAUGUUCCAUCUCUACACUUUCAACACCAAUUUCUCAGGCAAAGUCUACCCAUUUUUCUCACCUGGGUGGAGUGAAUCACCAUUGACAAUUUGCCCAGUUAACAGCUAGCCAACUGCUGGUUCAGUACCUAAUCACUUUGUCAAGCACUAGUUGCCACAUUGGAGAAAUUUGCAUUUGUUUUAAAAUAAUGAUGGAGCUGAGUUUCUAGGUGAAGAAAUGACUGAACUUAGAAUCGUAGGAGAAUGAAAAAUGCAUGAAUUGGACAUAUUAUUUUCUCCUGGGAUUUGGCCAGCACUAUUUUUUAACCAAGUUUCUUGCUGGACCACUUCAGAAAGUGCACAAGAAUUAGCUACCUUGCUGUGGUUCUGGAGUCACAAGUAGACCAUGAGUGAGCAAGGGCAAUAGAUUUCCUUCCCUGAAGAAUGUUAUUGAACCAAGUGGGUUUUCUCAACUAUCCAAUAGUUUCUGACAACUGUUAAGGUGACCUUUCUUAAUAGUCUAGAUCCACUGAAUUACAUGUAGGUGUAAUUCAGUACAUUUCCUCCCACAUUCCAAAGACUUACAGGUUAGGAAGUGUGGGCACGCUAUGUUCGUGCUGGAAGUGUGGUGACACUUGCAGACUGCUUCCAGAACACACUAUGCAAAAAAAAAGAUGCAUUUCACUCUGGAAUAGACUAUUGCAUUGUUUAACCCGUUUUCUUGCACUGUGAAACCCAAUGUUGUUCCAUAUCACACUGAAGUACAGAUUCUUGAGAACUCUUAUCAGUGUUUAAGGAUGUAAAGGAGAAAAUCUCGAGCAGCAUGGAAUACAGAAAUUUAAAAGUUUGGACAAUGAUUCUCUGCUCCUCUGCAGGCAACACUGUAAUGGACUCACUGGUGUAUAAACAGUUCAUUACCAAGAACUGUUAAGAGUCAGAGUAAUACAGAAACAGGCCCUUUAGCCCAACUUGUCCAUGCCAACCAUGGUGCCCACCAAACUAGUCCCCUUUUCCCGCAUUUCACCCAUAUCCCUCUAAACCCCUCCUAUCUCUGUACUUACCCAAAUGUUUUUUGAAGUUAUUAUUGUACCUGCCUUCAACCACUUUCUCUGACAGCCCAUUCCAUAUACGCAUCAUGCUCUGUAAAGAAGUUGCCCCUCAAGUCCCUUUUAAAUCUUUCACCUCCCAUUUUAAACCUAUGUCCUCAACUUUUAAGUUCCACUUCCCUGGGAAAAAAAGACAAGAGUGUUCAUCCUAUCUAUGCCUCUCAUGAUUUUACACACCUCUAUAAAGUCACCCCUCAAUCUCCUACAUUCAAAGGAAUGAAGUCCUGGUCUGCCCACCCUCUCCCUGUAACUUAGGCCCUCAAGUCCUAGCAGCAUCCUUGUAAAUAUUCUUCUCCAGUUUAACAAGGAGAAUUUGAGUUUGACAAGAUUCCCCAUGAUAGGCUCAUCCAGAAAGUCAUGACACAUGGGAUCCAUGGAAACUUGGCUGCGUGGAUUUGGAAUUGGCUUGCCCACAGAAGGCAGAGGGUGGUAGUAGAUGGAAAGUAUUCUGCCUGGAGGUCCGUGACUAGUGGUGUUCUGUAGGGCUCUGUUCUGGGACCCCUGCUCUUUGUGACUUUUAUAAAUGGCUUGGAUGAGGAAGUGGAGGGGUGGGUUAGUAAGAGUGCAGAUGACACGAAAGUUGCAGGCAUUGUGGAUGGUGUAGAAAGUUGUCAUAGGUUACAGUGGGAUAUUAGACAGGAUGCAGAGUUGGAUGGUGAAGUGGCAGAUGGAGUUCAAUCCAGAAAAGUGAAGUGAUACACUUUGGAAGAACUAAUGUGAAGGUGGAGUACAAAGUUAAUGGCAGAAUUCUUAGCAGUUUGGAGGAACAGAGGGAUCUUGGGGUCCACGUCCAUAGAUCCCUCAAAGUUGCCAUGCAAUAUGAUAGGGUGGUUAAGAAGGCUGUGCUGGCCUUCAUUAGUCGGGGUAUUGAGUUCAAGAGCCGCAAGGUGAUGCUGCAACUCUAUAAAGCUCUGGUUAGACCACACAAGAGUAUUGUGUUCCAUUCUGGUCACCUCAUUAUAGGAAGGAUGUGGAAGCUUUAGAGAAGGUGCAGAGAUUUACCAGGAUGCUGCCUGGAUUAGAGAACAUCUUGUGAGGAAAGGUUGAGUGAGCUCGGGCUUUUCUCUUUGGAGCAACAGAGAAUGAGAGGUGACUUGAUAGAGGUGUACGAGAUCAUGAGAGGCAUAGAUAGUGGACAGCCAGCAUCUUUUUCCCAGGAUGGCAUUGGCCAAUACCAGAGAACAUCUAUUUAAGUUGAGUGGAGGAAAGUUUAGGAGAGAUGUCAGAGGUAGGUUUUGUUUUUACACAGAGUGGUGGAUGCCUGCAAUGCACUGCUGGGGGUGGUGGUAGUAGAGGCUGAUACAAUAGGGACAUUUAAAACACUCUUAGAUAGUCACAUGGAUGUAAUAAAAAUGAAGGGUUAUGGGCUGUGUAGGAGGGAAGGGUUAAGUUGAUCAGGGAGUAGGUUUACAUAGGUCGGCACAACAUUGUGGGCUGAAGGGCUCGUACUGUGCUGUACUGUUCUAUGGUCUAUGUUUAAUGAUGUCUUUACUAUAACAGGGCAACCAAAACUGUACACAAUACUCCAAGUGUGGUCUCACUAACAUCUUGUACAACUGAAAUACAAUGUCCCAACUCCUAUAGUCAAUGCCCUGACUGAUGAAGGCCAGCAUACCAAACACCUACACCCCCUUGUCUACCUGUGAUGCCACUUUCAGCGAACUAUGUACCUGUACUCCUAAGUCCCUGUUUCACAACACUCCCAAGGGCCUGACCAUUCACUGUAAAGUUCUACCCUAAUUUUAGUAUCCUCCACAAACUUACUAACAUUGCCUUGUACAUGUCCAUCCAAAUCAGUUAUAUAAAUAACAAACAUCAAAGGUCCCAGAACCGACCCCUGUGGCACACCACUAGUGACAGGCUUCCAGUCUGAGAAACAACCUUGGCAUUUUUUUAAAAGGUCAAGAUAUGGCACAUAUUUUAGUAUAGGUGGCCAACAAGGUUGGCAUGGAUGUGGCAGCCCAUUUCUGUGCUGUAUGGCUCUAAUUUAUUUGUAUAUGUUGUAAAUAUUUAUAUAUUUUGUAUAUAGCCAUGAUUACUACUGAACAAUAUCUUUGGCAAACCUAUUUCUGUUCUUAAUUGCAUGUUUCAGAAUGAAAUAUUAAAAUAGAAUUUUCUUAUUUUUACAAGUUAAUAUUUCCGUUUCUGCAUUCUGUUAUUGCUUUUCCAAUGAAAUAAUCUGUAUGGAUGGUACUGUACCUCUGUAAAUGUGACACUAAUAUUUACCAAUUUCAUGUUCUAAUCUUACUUUCAUAGUCAGUGCUGUAAAAUGUUUUAAAAGGUAUAAUUAAAAAAUGAUUGGCUGCUC
Molecule: messenger RNA, 5272 nt
Organism: Pristis pectinata (smalltooth sawfish)
Lineage: Eukaryota; Metazoa; Chordata; Chondrichthyes; Rhinopristiformes; Pristidae
Product: butyrophilin subfamily 2 member A2-like
Exons: 18
Coding region: 324-1988 (554 amino acids)
Molecular function (GO): protein binding
Source: RefSeq, a predicted model, not a curated record